This is a messenger RNA of Solea solea (common sole), 2512 nucleotides long. Its product is annotated as potassium voltage-gated channel subfamily A member 2. The transcript is spliced from 3 exons. Gene Ontology annotation, cellular component: voltage-gated potassium channel complex; membrane; juxtaparanode region of axon. NCBI's taxonomy places the organism in Eukaryota, Metazoa, Chordata, Actinopteri, Pleuronectiformes, Soleidae. The record is from RefSeq and is a predicted model, not a curated record. Gene Ontology annotation, molecular function: delayed rectifier potassium channel activity; protein binding. The coding region runs from base 607 to 2103 and encodes 498 amino acids. Gene Ontology annotation, biological process: potassium ion transmembrane transport; protein homooligomerization.
ACAUUCAAAUGGGUGUAUUGAAAUGAAGAGGUUGUUCAUAUGCCUCAGAGGUCGUCUAAUUAUGACUUAUUGCUAAUAAGAUCCUCUUAUUUGAAGCCACUCUCUGUGAACUGUUUUUUUACCUUUGCGGCUUUCUGCAGCCGUAACCUGUCACGCGACACGGGAGCGUGGAGCGGGAAAAGUGGAGGCUGAUCAUUCUGCUGAUCCCAGCACCUUUGGUUGUUAAGGGAAGCACCGGCGUCUCCUUGAUCGUUUCCCUCCUCCCUUUUUUUUUUUUUUCUUUUUUUUGCCAAUCGCCAUCCCACGACAGCAGGAGGAAAGGAGACGGGGAGGGGGAAAGCGAGGACACACCCGCACAUACUGUACCCGCUGUACACGUCAGGAGACCUGAGUGUCGCAGCAGCUUAUUCGCCUUCCUGGUCACAGCAGGAGCUUCAACUCCCACCAGACACGAAGAUGAUGUUAGCAGUCAGACCCUAGGUGACAUCCUGUGGCCGUCAGGUCUUUACGGUGUUGAGCCCCCUCCCUCUCCUGGUUCCUGCCUGCAGUUCUCCAGGCUGCAGGACCCAGACUCACUGAAAAGUGCAGGCCUCCUCUCCCUGCAGAAUGACUGUUGCCACAGGCGACCCCUCUGACGAGGCGGCUGCACACCCGGGACACCCACAGGACUACGACCCGGAGGCCGACCAUGAGUGCUGUGAGAGGGUGGUCAUUAACAUCUCAGGGCUGCGCUUUGAGACACAACUCAAAACCCUCUCCCAGUUCCCAGAGACGCUUCUGGGGGACCCCAAAAAGAGGAUGCGGUACUUUGACCCGCUGAGGAAUGAAUACUUUUUCGACAGGAACAGACCCAGCUUUGACGCCAUAUUGUAUUAUUACCAAUCAGGGGGCCGGCUAAGAAGGCCGGUUAACGUCACCCUUGAUAUUUUCUCAGAGGAAAUUCGCUUCUAUGAGCUGGGCGACGAGGCCAUUGAGAUAUUCAGAGAAGAUGAGGGCUUCAUCAAGGAGGAAGAGCGACCCCUUCCAGAAAAUGAGUUUCAGAGACAGGUGUGGCUGCUGUUUGAGUACCCAGAGAGCUCAGGUCCUGCUAGGAUUAUUGCCAUAAUCUCUGUCAUGGUUAUCCUGAUAUCUAUAGUCAGUUUCUGCUUGGAGACGCUCCCAAUAUUUCGCAAUGAUGAGGAUGAUUUGCACAAGUCUUACUCGGAAAUCUAUUCACCUGAGACCAACACAACAAUUAUCAGAUACAAGUCCACCUACUUCACCGACCCAUUCUUUGUCCUGGAGACCCUUUGCAUCAUAUGGUUCUCCUUUGAGUUCCUGGUGCGCUUUUUUGCCUGCCCCAGCAAAGCGGGAUUUUUUGUUAAUUUAAUGAACAUUAUUGAUAUUGUUGCCAUCAUCCCUUACUUUAUCACUCUCGGCACAGAGCUUGCCGAGAGCCCAGAGGAUGGUCAAGCUGGUCAGCAAGCCAUGUCUUUAGCCAUUCUCAGGGUCAUCCGCUUAGUACGAGUCUUCAGAAUUUUCAAGCUUUCUCGUCACUCCAAGGGGCUUCAGAUUUUGGGUCAGACCCUGAAAGCCAGCAUGCGAGAGCUCGGUCUGCUCAUUUUCUUCCUCUUCAUUGGAGUCAUUCUUUUCUCCAGCGCGGUCUUCUUUGCCGAAGCGGACGAGCCCGAAUCCCAGUUUGAAAGCAUCCCAGAUGCGUUUUGGUGGGCAGUAGUGUCUAUGACGACAGUUGGUUACGGCGAUAUGGUUCCAACUACCAUUGGUGGAAAAAUUGUGGGCUCCCUCUGUGCCAUUGCAGGUGUGCUGACCAUUGCCUUGCCAGUGCCUGUCAUAGUGUCCAACUUCAACUACUUCUAUCACCGUGAGACGGAAGGUGAAGAGCAGGCACAGUACCUACAGGUCAGUGUCACCAAAGCAGAUUCAGCGGAGGAGCUGAAGAAGAGCCGGAGUGGCUCCACCAUCAGCAAAUCAGACUAUAUGGAGAUCCAGGAAGCUGUGAACAACAGCAAUGAGGAGUUUCAGGAGGAGAACCUCAAGACAGCCAACUGCACAUUGGCCAACACAAACUAUGUAAACAUCACCAAAAUGCUCACAGACGUGUAGUCGUCUGUGGAUUUCCUCCCCCGUGACAGCGGGUAAUGUGGAGCUGAGCAGCUGGACGGGACAGGUGUACCCUCUAGCACCUCAACAGAGCUGGAAAAAUGAAGGCAGUAGAAUUCAGGAUGUUGACGAUGACCGACAGUGGAAAAAAAUAAUCACAUAAACCAUUUGCUCUGUCUCAUCCCAUCGUCACUCUGUACAACCUGCCCGCAAAACUCCUGAUAAACUGUCAAAGAAGGUGAAAUUUCAAGUUAUGUUUCUGCAUGGAUUCGGCUUUGUCUGCUUGGCUGAUGCCUAAAAAUGUCCUAUUCACGACGGUAGCCAACAAUAGCGUAUAAUAAUAAUAAGGGAGAAAACACAGCAAGAUUAAAAAAAAGAAGUAAAUUGCUAAAAAAAAAAGAAGAAAAAAAAA